CGCCUCCAGUUGGUGCUCAUCAGUCACUUGAGGUGGAUGGCGUUCGUCGUCUCACAGAAGACGAGUCUCUAGGUGCUGCGGCAAUAUCUCCAGCAGCCAAGGCAAGAUGGGGACACCAGACGGUGAGAGAGUUCUUUCUCUGGCAGCCCUGGGCCGUCCCUUCCGCUUAGGGAUGCUUUACGACAGCAGGACCGAAAGACUGAUACCCGGCAUUACUUUGUGGGACGAGGCCACACUGCAGAACAAAACAGAGCAGCAGCUGGAGACCAGUGACUUCCACGUGUCCUGCUCUGACUCUCUAGAUGACAAGGCUUCGGCGCUGGAGGUGAACGCCUCGCUCAAACUUAGUUUCUUGGGCGGCCUUGUGGAAGUGGAAGGAGCAGCAAAAUACCUCGACAACAGGAAGAGCUCCAGCCACCAGGAACGCGUGACCUUGCAGUACAAGUGCACAACUCGGUCGGAGAGCAUGACGAUGGAGCAGUUAGGUCAGGGGCGAGUCCAGCAUCAACAAGUGUUUGAUCACGGAACAGCAACGCACGUCGUCACAAGUAUCAUUUAUGGUGCACAGGCAUUUUUCAUCUUUGACAGACAACAUUCGUCUUCAAGCCAUGAAAAAGAAGUGGAAGGAAAUGUCCAUGCAUUGAUAAGGAAAAUACCUUGUAUAAAGAUAGAUGGAAAGGGCGAACUCCAGUUAUCAGAAAAUGAAAAGAAAAAAACGGAAGAGUUUACUUGUAGAUUUUUCGGAGACUUUUUGUUGCGCCAGAACCCUUCGUCUUUCUCUGAUGCAGUGAGGCUCUACCAAGAACUUCCGAAGCUUUUGGGAGUUGGAGGAGAGAAAGCGGUGCCAGUCAAGGUUCAGUUGUAUCCUCUCUGCCUAAUUGAUAACAAAGCAAUUAGACUGGUGCGAGAGAUUAGCGUUAAUUUAGUCAGUGAAACGGAGAAGUUCUUUGAAGACAUGCAGGAGAUCAGCAUUAAAUGCAAGGACAUUUUGAAAUCAGAUGCAGUAAAGCGUUUCCAGGGCAUUGAGUAUCAAAUACGAGAAUACAUAAAUAUAACAGAGACUUACAAACGUAUGAUUCAGAAGGAACUGUCUGAGAUGCUGCCCCGUAUCAGAGGAGGCGGAGACGAAGAGGGAUGUUUGGUGGAACUCUUGAACAAAAUGAGCCGGUCUCCACUCAGCUGUCUCGCUCUCCGAUCCUGGCUCCAGGCAAAAUGCACACAGGUAAAAGUUCUCAAUGAGUAUACAAAAGCUCUGGGUGACAUUAAAUUUGCUACAGAACCAGGCGAUUUGGAGUCUGUUAUCAUGAACCCGGAUAGCACGUAUUCCCUGUGCUUGAGCAUUUCAAUACCCUCACAUGACUCCCAGCUGGAGACAAUGAAGCGAUGCUGCCAUGAAACUCAGUUUAUGAACACUCCUGACGUAGCUGGUGGUUCAGCCGCACCUCAGCAGAUAAACAGCAAUUCCAUGAUGGAAGUGGCCACUGUGUUCAGAAAUUUUUAUUCUGCCAAUGAAACCAAGAAGGAAUUGUCAUUUUUAGUGUCGCAAGAGUUUUGUGAAUCUGAUGCAUUUUUUGCUCGGGUCAAGUGCUAUAAAUAUGGCAGACUUGUCAGUGGCGACUAUGAAUUGCCGUCAGCGCCGGAGAGAGUCAUGGUUGAAGACACCACGCACGAUAGUGUCACCAUUAGCUGGAGUCCGCCCAAAUAUGGGGCUUCUUCUGCGAAGUGCUAUGUUGUUAGCUGCUGCAAGGAAGGAGAGCAUUCAGUUUUCUCAACGCUCACUGUAAACCCUGAUCAUAGACAGGCUUCCAUAUCUUGCCUGGACGCCAACACAGCAUAUGAGUUCCGGGUGUGGGCCAGGGACGAGGUCGGAGAUGGUCCCGUCGGGAAUGCCAUAGUGACAGUGAGGACAAGGCCUGCCAGUCCUCCCCAGCACCUUAGAACUCUGAAGAGGUCUCCAACGAAGAUAUGUCUGAAAUGGAUGCCUCCCUCAUGUGUAGCCAACGGAUGCAAGAUCGAAGGGUACAUUGUUAAGGAGGAAACAAGCGCCAGUCACUGGGUAGAAAAAGCGCGCACUUCCGGAAAUAAACUGUCCCACGUAGUGAAUGUUGACCCUAACACUGUCGCCAGAUUCAAGGUGGCAGCCUCAUGCGGCCCAGCUGGAGUAAGCCGUGACAGUGACGUUAGCAUCAUGGAUCCUGCUACCCCAGUCACUCUCCUUGAUCUCAAAGAAUGCAUUUGUGAUGAAUCAUCUUUGAUACAAAACAAUCCCAACAUCUACAAACCCAAUCUAAAAGUGAUUUCAAGAAAUUCUGUGGACAUGAUUGAAAAGCUUGAAUUUGGAGAUCACAAACCAAAUGUCACAGAGAAAGUCAUAAUGCUCGUGGGUGCGACCGGUUCCGGCAAAACAACGCUAAUCAACGGUCUUGUGAACUACAUCUUCGGAGUCGAGUGGAAAGACCAGUUUCGUUUCAAGAUGGUUCUGGAGCCCAACGUUUCUAACCAAGCAAUGAGUCAGACCACAAAAAUCACUUCGUACACCCUACACCACCAGGAGGGCUUCAGGGUGCCCUACACCCUCACCAUCAUAGACACGCCAGGCUUUGGAGAUGUGAGCGGCAUCAUGCGGGACAAAGAGAUAACUGAAAGUAUCCGAAAGUUUUUCACAGCCUAUGGUGCGGAUGGCAUCAGCCACAUCGAUGCUGUUGGCUUUGUAGCCAAUUCCUCACUUCCCAGACUAACGCCAACGCAGAAAUAUAUAUUUGACCAGAUUUUGUCUCUUUUCGGGAAAGACAUUGCUGACAAUAUAUUUUUACUUCUCACCUUUGCGGAUGGCAAAAAACCUCAGGUUUUAAGUGGAAUCAAGGAAGCAAAAAUACCCUACAAAAAGCACUUCAAAUUCAACAACUCUGCUCUAUAUGCACACCAGAGUAGUGAGUGCGACGAGAAUGAACACGACAGUGAUGCAGAUGAAGGAGAGUGGAACUUCGACAGUCUGUUUUGGGAUAUGGGAUUCAGGAGCUUUGAUUUGUUUCUUAAACAGCUUAACAUCGUUGAGAGUAAGAGUCUCAUCCUUACACAGGAUGUGCUCACUGAGAGGAACAGACUUCAGAUUUACGUUAUUGGCAUACAAAGGGAUAUUAGGCAAGGCCUUACCACCUUAGAGAGGCUCAGGAAAGAAAUAGAUAUGCUGCAAACACAUCAUGCAGAUAUAGAGAGAAACAAAAACUUUGAGUAUGAAGUUGAAGAAGAGAUAUAUGUACAAACGCCUAUCCCCUCUGGUCAGUAUAUAACAAACUGCAUCCAUUGUAAUCGCACGUGCCAUGAGAAUUGUAAGAUCCCUGAGGAUCAAAGAAAAAGUGGAUGCACGGCGAUGAAAAAUGGCAGCUGCCGUUGCCCAGGAAAGUGUCAUUGGACGAUGCACAAGAACUUCCCAUUCAAAUAUGAACUAACAAUGAAGAAGACCAAGAAGACAGUCAACGAACUCCGCCAGCGCUAUGAAGAAGCCACCCAGAAAAAGCUAACUACGGAAAAUCUUAUUGAGGAAGUUAACGGAGAAUUCGAAGCCCUAAAAGUUAAAGUUUUGGGCAUGACUAACUCUGUGAGAAAGUCUCUCCAACGGCUUCAGGAAAUAGCUUUAAGACCCAACCCACUGACCACAGUGCAAUACAUUGACAUACUGAUGGAGUCCGAGAGAAGCCAAGCAGAGCCGGGAUGGCAGGCAAGGCUGGAACAGCUCAGCAACGUCAGGAAAGAGGCUGAGUACAUGGAAAUGAUAGCUGACAAAGGUUUCGACCCUUUUAAACAAUAUAUAGAAAAAAUUCAGAUUAAAACAAAAGCUACAAAACAUUGGACAUCUAAAGUUAUUAGUUACUGUAAGAAAAAUUUCAUAAGCUCUGAUGAAUAGGUUCCCAGGCAUAAAGUUGUGCAGACGUAUGUAUCUUCUCAGAGAGGAUGUACAUUAGUACUGUACACUGAACAAUGUCCCUCCAUAUACAUACAAAAUUUGUCAUAAGAUAAAGACAUAGUGAUUUUUUACUUAUUCCAGCAGAUUUUCUUGAAAGGAUAUUGGUGGCGACAAACGUUUUCCAUGGACUGCUUCCAAUUCUGUUCCACUCACAACUGUUAUGUUAAGGAGUUGCUUCAGUCGCUUUUAAGCCUGAAGAGAAGCAUGAUAGAGGAAGGGGCUUUUGUACGCUGUAGUAAUGGAUUCAAAGCUCCAUAACAAUGCCAUUACUAGUCCCUUACAGGACAAGGACCUGUCCCAACACUCUACACCUCUGUCUGAUGUUAGUGUAUUCCAUGCUGCUCCGACAAAUGUUUUUUUUAUUUUUUUAUGUCACCUUGUCAAAGUUGUUCCCUUCAUGUACGCUAGACCUGCUCGUAGAGUACAACCAAUACAAAGGUUAUCACAAAUUAUUUUUUAUUGUUGUACUUACACAAGAUAAACAUUAGACGAACAGAUUGUGGCCCCACUUUGGUUUAGUAGGACACCAAGAAUCUUUUCCUCCAUGUCAGGAAUUCGCUCUUAAUGCAUUAAUUGCAAAUGAUAAUAUUAAACUAUUGUUAGGGCAAACUUUUGUUAACUCGUGAUUGCAGUGAUUUUAGGAGUAUUUAUCAUAAUUACUGGAUGUUUCAUUUGAAAAAAUGCAUUUUGUCAUGUCACUAUACAAAGAAAAGCACAAAAAAAGAAGUCGAAGACAAAGGACCAAUCAGUCCACGAAAGACUGCCCAUGUGUACAUUUGCAUCAAUUUGCCAUCCCAAUCAAUUAUCUGAAUGUAUUCGCCUGUCUAUCAAUCUAUGCAUUUAUCCAUAUAUACACAUGGAAGAAAAAAUCAUAUAUAUAUAUAUAUAUAUAUA
Eriocheir sinensis (Chinese mitten crab) is the source of this 4858-nucleotide messenger RNA. RefSeq lists its product as uncharacterized. The record is from RefSeq and is a predicted model, not a curated record. Lineage: Eukaryota; Metazoa; Arthropoda; Malacostraca; Decapoda; Varunidae. Gene Ontology annotation, molecular function: protein binding; GTP binding.